AUGUCUGAGUCUGGGAUGGGAUCAGGAUCAGGAUCAAUGUUGCCCACAGGUGUUGAUUCGCGAGUAACGGCGGCAAGUGUCGCCACUGCUAGCACCACUUUUCCAACCAUUAAUCACAGGGUCUUAUUGUCGUUAAGGGAGGGCGCCAAAGUCAUAGGUACCAAGGGAGCGACCAUUCAACGGAUCAGGGAGAACAAUGAUGUCAAGAUCGGGCUCUCUGAGAAACAGGCAGGGUGCUCGGAUAGGGUGUUGUCGUGUGCCGGUAGAAUACCCAACGUGGCCAAUGCGUUAGGAGAGAUUGUGGAGGUACUAAACGAUUAUGACGCCAGUCAUGAUACAGAAGGCAAUUCAAUUGGUGCGGUGAAGUAUCCGUACCACUUUUUGAAUCCAAUCUUGCCACCGCCUUCAAAGGAUGAGAUCAAGGAUUCUGAGCAGCUGAAGAAUAUUGGAUCGUUGAGGCUAUUAACUACAAACUCUCAAUUGUCUUCGAUAAUCGGUAAAGGGGGAUGUAGAAUCAAAUCAUUAAUCGAUAAACACGGUGUUAAAAUCGUGGCGUCGAGAGAUUUUUUACCUGAUAGUGACGAAAGAAUAUUAGAAAUGCAAGGAUUUCCGGGUUCCAUUACCAUAACCUUGAUGGAAAUUAGUGAAAUAUUAUUGAAUGAAAUCGAUAUCAAUUUCGGUUCUGAGACUCGUUAUUAUCCGCAUUUAAGAUCUCACAGUUCAGCAAAUUCUCAUCCAAACACCUAUCCUCAACCACAUGUAUAUCAAAAUCAAGGUGGCAAUACAAAUUUAAGAGCCACCAACAGACAGUACAAUUCAUCAGCAUCACACAACAUUCCUAGGAAUGUUUCAACUAAUAUUGCAAUCACACCAAAUAAAUCAAAUUGGUCAAGUGGUACAGAUAAUGAGAAGCGCUAUUCUAAUGAAUUCAAAGUUAUUUUAAGGGUUCCAGAAAUUUAUGUUGGAGCCAUUGUAGGCCGUCAAGGUAAUCGAAUUGCCAAUUUGAGGAAAUUUUCAAAGACAAAAAUUAUAGUAGAUAAAAAGGAUGAAUCUGCAGAUCCAACAAAUUCGCAUAGAAAUUUUACUAUUACUGGUGACCUUUUGAAAAAUGUUAAAUUGGCGGAAUCCAUGUUACUGAAAAAUCUAGAUGCAGAAAUCGAAAGACGUCAAGAAAGAGUCAAAUCAAAACUUUCAAAAGGUAAUUGA
Messenger RNA from Zygotorulaspora mrakii, 1206 nucleotides. RefSeq names its product Hek2p (gene HEK2). The transcript has a single exon. Gene Ontology annotation, cellular component: nucleus; cytoplasm. The coding region runs from base 1 to 1206 and encodes 401 amino acids. NCBI's taxonomy places the organism in Eukaryota, Fungi, Ascomycota, Saccharomycetes, Saccharomycetales, Saccharomycetaceae. Gene Ontology annotation, biological process: 3'-UTR-mediated mRNA stabilization. The record is from RefSeq and is a predicted model, not a curated record. Gene Ontology annotation, molecular function: mRNA 3'-UTR AU-rich region binding.